Exophiala xenobiotica is the source of this 4824-nucleotide messenger RNA. RefSeq lists its product as uncharacterized. Lineage: Eukaryota; Fungi; Ascomycota; Eurotiomycetes; Chaetothyriales; Herpotrichiellaceae. Gene Ontology annotation, molecular function: single-stranded telomeric DNA binding; double-stranded telomeric DNA binding; ATP hydrolysis activity. Gene Ontology annotation, cellular component: nucleus; Mre11 complex; condensed nuclear chromosome. The transcript has a single exon. Gene Ontology annotation, biological process: chromosome organization involved in meiotic cell cycle; double-strand break repair; telomere maintenance via telomerase. The record is from RefSeq and is a predicted model, not a curated record. Bases 262 to 4182 code for a protein of 1306 amino acids.
AGCUGGAGGCAAAUCGCAGAAGUACUGCCUUUAUCACUGCUUUCGGCACUUCAAGGUUGUAUCUAUUUUGAUGGUCUUUUUGCAUGUUCUUCCAAACCCUCUUCGUCGUUGUUGUUAACGCGUGUUCUUGUCUCGACUAUUGGGCGGGCAAUGACUUCAUCAAUUGAACAGACGAAAGUUGGAUGUUUGCUACCCACAGCCACCAUUUAGACCAUCCACAUCAUACAUUCCACGUUCUUGCUCUACUUGCCAACCGCCAAAAUGUCCCGGCUUCACUCCAUGGAAAUCAUGGGCAUACGCUCAUUCAGCCCAACCCAAGGUGAAAGACUCAAAUUCGAAACUCCCCUGACCCUCAUCGUCGGCCAGAAUGGCUCUGGAAAGACCACCAUUAUCGAAUGCCUCAAAUUCGCCUUCACCGGGAUGCAGCCGCCCAACACCAAAGUAGGUGGUGCUUUUAUCCAUGAUCCAAAGCUGGGCAAUGACAAACAGGUCAGGGCACUGGUCAGAGUGUCCUUCAAAGGGGCUGACGGAACCGCAUUGGUCAUCUCUCGUCGACUGGAAUUGACAGUCAAGAAGACCGCUCGCUCCCUCAAAACCCUGGAAAGCUCCUUGAACGUGUCCAAGAGAGGCGAGAAAACAGUCAUCUCUUCGCGGGUGGCCGAGUUGGAUCUGAUCAUGCCAAAGUAUCUUGGUGUCGGUACUGCCAUCAUCGACAACGUCAUCUUCUGCCAUCAGGACGAGAGUUUGUGGCCUCUCAGUGACCCUUCGACCCUCAAGAAGAAAUUCGACGAGAUCUUCGAAGCACAGAAGUACACAAAGGCCAUCGACAACAUCAAGCAGAUUCGGAAGAAACACAAUGAAGAAUUGGGCAAAUACAAGAUCCUUGAAGAGCAUGCCAGAGGGGAUAAGGAGAAAGCCAGAAAGGUCGAAAACAGUGCUCGGAAGCUCCAUGAGAAGGUUGAAGAGUUGAGGGACCAAGUGGAAGAUUUGGAACGACGAAUCUCGCACGCUCGGAAAAUGGCAGACGAAGCCUGGAGGAAGGGCGAAGACUAUGCGAAGAUCCUGGGUCUGCUAGAAGGCAAGCGGAUCGAGGCUCAAGGCAAAAAGAACAUAAUUGAUGGGCUCAAGCAACAUCUCGAAGAAGUCAAUGAGUCUGACGAGUGGUUGCAGACGACCCUUGAACAGUUUGAGACCAGACAACAAGAGUUGAAGGACGAAAUGCGUGCAAAGCAAGAGGAAUACAUUCAGUGUCAAGACCGGAUCAAACAACUUGGGAGAGAGCGAGAGGAGAAGGUCAAGCUCAAGGGGAAAUAUGAACAAGAAAAAGAAGAACAUGAACGACAGCUGGUGCGACGUCAGGAGAUGGUUCGAGACGUUGCUGCAAAACACCAGAUCCGUCGUUAUGAUGAUCUUAGUGACGAGAGCCGUGUCGAAGAGUUUUUGAUCAAGGUCAAGAAGAUCCUGAAGGAUCAGAAGGAUGCCCUCGACCGUAUUAAGCUUGAGCAUACAGCAGAACGACGAGAAGCUCAGACUCUUGUCAACAGAUUGACGGAGCGUAAAGCAGCGCUUCAGGACAGUAAAGUCAACAUCCGGAAGCAGAUAGACUCAAACGACCGCGAAGCCGGAGAGUUCCAACGAAGAGUGAAUCAGAUCCAGGUCGAUGAGGGCAGCAGAGCUGUCGUGGAGUCACGAAUCGAGGAUCUUGAUGCCAAGUUAGGACAGGCACGUCAUGCUGCUAAGACAGCUGAUUGGGACAACAAGCUGCAGGCUGCUCACAUGGAACUCCAAUCUUUCGAGUCAAUCAGUUCGAAGCUCAAUGAUGAGAUUGUACAAUCCACCAAGAAGGCUGGCGAACUCGCUCGUCUUUCUCAUCUGAAACAAGAGUUGAAGGACCGUCAGCGGAGUUUGGAAACGUUGUUGGGUGCCCAUAGUGAGCGGAUCAACAAGACCAUGACGCAGCGAGAAUGGACUCCUUCGACUGUGGAAAGAAUUUACCAAGAAGUCUUGAGUGAGGCUAGCACUGAAUUGUCCUCUGCUGAGCGGGAAAGAGAUUCCAUUGGCAGACAGCUGGAACAGGUCUCAUUCAAACAAAAGACCCUCCGUGAUGAACUCGGUCGAAAGAAAACGGAGGCUGAGGAUUGUGACAAGCAGAUCCGUGCAGUCAUCACUGAAGGCCCAGGGGCUUACGACGAAGCGCUACAACAGGCGGAAGCCGAUGCGGAUUUUGCUCGCGAAGAGAGUGGCGGCUUCGCCGGUCUUCAUGAUUACUACCAAAAGGUUUUGGAAGCCAUCGACGCACCAAAACCUGCAUGUCGUACGUGCUCGCGAGCUUUCAAGAGCCAUGAUGAUCCGGCUUUGGUAAGAACGAAGAAACGCAUGCAGGACCUGAUAGCAAAGACUCUAGCAGACGUCGAGCGGACUAAUCCGAAAGAAGUUGAGGCUGACUACAAACGUCUCCUGGAUCUGGGCCUAGUAGUCGAGACUUGGAAGAAGCUUGAAAACACCGAGAUUCCCGCUGCUGAACGAGACCUCGCGAGGUUGAAUGAACAGCGUGGUCAGUUGGAAUCCGAGCUUGAGAGACAUGACAAGAACGUGGAAAACGCCCAACAAUCGAAACGGGAUGUAGAGUCGGUUGGUCGGACGGUUGCAUCAAUUUCGAAAUGUCACAGUGAAAUCACGACGCUCGAGGUUCAGCUCGAAGAGCUUUCAACCAAACAAUCCCAGCAGACUAGCGGUCGCACGUUGGAAGACAUUCGGGAAGAGCUGAACUCGACUGCGGAGAAGAUUCGGGGAGUCCAGAAUGUGAUCAGCCGACUGAGAUCAGAGCAGGAGCAGUCACGAGUGAGCAUUUCAUCCAUGGAGCUUGAGUUGCGUGAUCUGAAAGGAGAACUGAACACGGUCGGAUAUCAACUUGACAAGAAAGCGUCGCUGGCGGCUCGAGUGGAAGAGUUCCGGGGGCAGAACCAGAAGCAGCGCGAAGCACUUGACAAAAUUGAUCGAGAUAUCGAAAAGCUCGACCCUGAUAUCGCAACGGCUAAGGCCAAAUAUGAAGACAUUGAUCAACGAGCAGCUGCGAAAGAACGAGAAAUGUCUCACGAGCAAUCACGACUUAGCGAGAGCGUCAACGGACUUGACAUCCUCAACGACCAGGUCCGGUCCUAUGUCGAUCGCGAUGGGCCGCAUCAACUUGCGCGCAUCAACCGUGAACUGAGCCACUUGGAGAAGGAGUUGGAUCGCUCUCAGACUGAACAAGGAAGAUUGACGCGGGAUAUGAACAUGAUCAAUGAACAGAUCCGAGACAGCGAGUCAACGAGAAGACGGUAUUCUGACAAUUUGCGUUACCGCCGCGAGACCCGCGCACUUGCACAGCUGCAAGAAGAAAUUCAAGAACUUUCUAGCCAGAACGCGGAGGCGGAUCGAGACAAUUUUCAGCGAGAGUCCCAGAAGUAUACGCACGAAUACAACAAACUCGGUGCCGAACAGGCAGGCAAGAUGGGAGAAAUGAAGUCGAAGGAUGCUCAACUCAAGGAGCUUCUUGAAGAGUACAACACGGACGGCAAAGACGCGGCUCACCGCUACAAGGAGGCUCACAUCAAAGUUGAGGCGACCAAAGCGGCGGUGGAAGACCUGGGCCGGUACGGUGGCGCAUUGGACAAAGCCAUUAUGAAGUAUCACAGCCUCAAGAUGGAGCAAAUCAACAGUAUCAUUGAAGAGCUGUGGCGCAAGACGUACAAAGGCAGCGAUGUUGAUACAAUCAUGAUUCGUGCUGACAACGAGUCUGGACGUGGCAAUCGAUCGUACAACUACCGAGUUGUGAUGGUCAAGAGAGACGCGGAAAUGGACAUGCGAGGUCGAUGUAGCGCUGGACAAAAGGUGCUUGCCAGUAUCAUUAUUCGACUGGCGUUGGCCGAAUGUUUCAGCGCCAACUGUGGACUGAUUGCACUGGACGAGCCGACCACCAACCUGGACCGGGAAAACAUCGAAAGUCUGGCAGAGUCACUCCGCGACAUCAUCCGAGAGCGACAGCAGCAAUCGAACUUCCAGCUGAUUGUUAUCACUCACGACGAAGAAUUUCUGCGUAAGAUGGACUGUGCUGAUUUCGCCAGCUACUAUUACCGAAUUUCCCGAGACCAAUCCGAGAAUUCCAUUAUUGAGCGACAACAGAUCACAGAGGUCUUGUAGGAUCAGGUACAUGGACAAGGCAGACAUGUGCUGGAUUGUCAUUCGCUGGCCCAGUCAUGGUACCUGACAGGAAAAAUCUUGCCAUGAGAUUUGCCGACUGACUAUCUUCUUACCGGUGUCUACCUGAAACAAUGGAGGAGGGCUGACGUGGCCGUGCUUAUAUCCAUCCAACAUUUGAUACUCGUAGGCGAUGCGAGACUUGUCUUUGAUGUGUCGACCAUAAAAGGUUUUGUUGAGUACGAUGGCGACUGAGACAAUGUUUUAAGAUGAAGACAAAACAUGCAUGUGCAGUCGAAGUCUCGGCCUUCGGGUAAUGUGUUCGCGGAGAACAAGCCACCUGCGGCAGAGGCUGGCAGAAGCAGGACGGAAAGGGUGAUGGCUGCCGCGGAAGGCUUGCGCCGUUGCCUGGAAGAGUCUAGCAGUGACCAAAGUGGAUGGCGACUGGGGUUGCUUCUGUGGCUUCUGCAUUAUUACCCUGGGACCCUGCAAGGAACCAUCGCUAAGCUACGGCCUAAAGGGCACAGGGGCCAGAAGCUGGGGCUGGCGCGGGCUGGUCCAAGUGCUUCAUGGCUUGUAUUUCUGUUCAACACUCUCUGUAGUGCGUGAAAGAAGAAGGAAGGACGCCAUCAACGCUGUAGCACA